Moesziomyces aphidis is the source of this 2079-nucleotide messenger RNA. NCBI's taxonomy places the organism in Eukaryota, Fungi, Basidiomycota, Ustilaginomycetes, Ustilaginales, Ustilaginaceae. The record is from the annotation of a GenBank genome assembly.
AUGGAUCCAACACUCAAGCUGCUUACCCUCAUCAAUGUCAGCGCAGCACGUCCGGGCAAGCGUCAGCGCGCCUCCAACCUCACCCACUACGACAAGAUCACUCGCAAGGCCGUAGCCGCUCAGCAGGCCACAGCAUCCACCAGCACCGCCGCUUCCGCAUCUGCGUCUCCGUCAAAACGGUCCAAGGCGGCUUCUACCUCGUCUGCAUCAUCGUCACAGGCUCAAGGCACCGACGAGCUUGUUGGCGAGGUUUCGGACGACGGCGACGAUCAUGAGGCCUCCCCUGCAGUGACCAAGCACAAACAGGCGAAACAGCCCGUUGCCUUUGAUGCUCACUUUGGCAGCGACGGCCCGCAUGCAAAGGCCAUCGCCAAGCUGCCCGAGUCGGUCAAGUCGCUCUCCUGGACUUCUUCUCGCUCGGCGCUCCCUUCCCUCCCCACCAACACCGCCGUCUCCAGGCCGGACCUGCCCGAUUUCGAUACCCAGGCUUACCCCGGCCAGCCGCAGGUCAAGGUGCUCGACGCCUUCAAUGCCUACGCCGCCAAAAAGUACUCGGAGCCCACGCCGCUGCACAAGGCGCUCGCCACCACCCUCGGCAGCUACACCGACUUCUGCGAUGCCAACGUAGCGUUGCGAGACCGUCAGCAGUACCGCGAGGCGCUCGCCAUGCACGCCAUGUCGCACGUCGCAAAGACGCGCAGACGCGUGCUCAAGAACAACGAGAGGCUCGCCAAGCUCGCCGCCGCCGCCACUUCCACCGACGCCGACGAGCUCGACCUGCGCGACCAGGGCUUCACCCGGCCCAAGGUGCUCAUCCUGCUGCCCUUCCGCAACUCGGCGCUCCAGUGGGUCGACCUCGUGACCAAAUUCAGCCUGUGCGCACAGGUGGACAACAAGGCGCGCUUUGCCAAGGAGUUCAACCUGCCCCCCGGCGCGGUCGACAAGCUCGCCGAUCCGGCCGUGGCGUCAAAGUAUCCCGAGGACCACAUCGCCAACUUUGCAGGCAACAUCGACGACUCGUUCAAGCUCGGACUCAAGGUGACCCGCAAGUCGCUCAAGCUGUUUUCGGGAUUCUACGACUCGGACGUCAUCAUCGCAUCGCCGCUCGGCCUGCGAUUGGGCAUCGAGAAGGACCGUGGCGAUUCGGACUUCCUCUCGAGCAUCGAGAUGCUCAUCGUCGACCAGACCGACGUGAUCAGCAUGCAGAACUGGGACCACCUCGAGUUUGUCCUCGAGCGGCUCAACCACAUCCCGCGCCAGAGCAGGGACACGGACUUUUCGAGGGUCAAGCAGUGGUACCUCGACAACCGCGCGCCCAUGAUGCGCCAGUCGAUCCUGCUGUCGGCGCACGACUUUCCCGCUCUGCGCUCGGUGUACAAUCACACGCUCACCAACGUGGCGGGCAAGGUGCGUACGCUUUCGCACACGUCCGAGGCGCAAGCUCAGAUGACCCGUGUGGUGAGCGGAGUCAGGCAGACCUUCACGCGGUUUGAAGCGGCCAAUGUGCAUGCGGAGCCCGAUCUGCGCUUCCAGCACUUUACCACCAAGACGCUUGCGCAGCUGAGCAAGAGCGCGGUGUCGAGCAGCCAUACGCUGAUCGUUGUGCCGAGCUACUUUGACUUUGUGCGACUCGACGACUUCCUGCGCGCGCACAACGAGCAGCGUCGUUCCGGCGAAACGGCCAACCUCUCCUACACCUCCAUCUCGGAAUACUCGACGCCCAAGGACAUCCGCCGUGCACGCGAGGCGUUCUUCAGCGGCAAGAAGCGAUUCCUCCUCCUCACCGAGCGCGCCCACUUCUACAGGAGGUUCAAACUGCGUGGCGUCAAGACGGUUGUGUUUUAUCAGCUGCCUCAGAACCCAAGCUUCUUUGCAGAGUUCCUCGAGUUCCCCUUUAUCACAAAGCGCGACUUGGCCAAGCCGAGCGACGACGAUGAGGACGACGAGACGGAUCCAAACGACGUCGCCGCAUACGUCGUGUACAGCAGGUACGACCUCAUUGCCCUCGAACACGUCGUCGGCUCCCAGCAGGCCGCCAACAUGAUCUCCCAGGACAAGGCCACCUGGAAGUUCGUCUAG